Messenger RNA from Salvia splendens (bonfire salvia), 1063 nucleotides. RefSeq names its product proteasome subunit alpha type-2-A. The coding region runs from base 190 to 897 and encodes 235 amino acids. The record is from RefSeq and is a predicted model, not a curated record. The transcript is spliced from 12 exons. Gene Ontology annotation, biological process: ubiquitin-dependent protein catabolic process. NCBI's taxonomy places the organism in Eukaryota, Viridiplantae, Streptophyta, Magnoliopsida, Lamiales, Lamiaceae. Gene Ontology annotation, cellular component: proteasome core complex; proteasome core complex, alpha-subunit complex.
CUUAAUGGGCCUAAAACUACAACCCAAAAUCCUCAUAUAUUCGGAACCAUCUUCUUCUUCUUCUCCAAGAAACGAAUAUAAAGUGCCUUCCCAGCUCUGGCAAUUCACACUACUGCAUUUCGGGAAGCUCAUUUCACAAGUAAUUUUGAGUUUGCUCACCAGGAUUGGUAAUAGUUUGUCGAGAAAUCAAUGGGUGAUAGUCAGUAUUCUUUCUCCCUCACCACUUUCAGCCCUUCAGGAAAACUUGUUCAAAUCGAACAUGCUCUUACUGCAGUUGGAUCUGGGCAAACUUCUUUGGGAAUUAAAGCUUCUAAUGGCGUUGUUAUUGCAACUGAGAAGAAACUGCCAUCGAUUUUGGUUGAUGAAGCAUCAGUGCAGAAAAUUCAGACUUUGACUCCAAAUAUUGGAGUUGUAUACAGUGGCAUGGGCCCUGAUUCUCGAGUAUUGGUUCGAAAAAGUAGAAAACAGGCGGAGCAAUAUUAUCGUCUCUAUAAAGAACCAAUUCCCGUGACUCAAUUGGUGAGGGAAACUGCUACUGUUAUGCAGGAAUUCACUCAGUCAGGUGGUGUGAGGCCCUUUGGUGUGUCACUUUUGGUUGCUGGAUAUGACGACAAGGGCCCUCAGCUAUAUCAGGUCGAUCCUUCAGGUUCAUACUUCUCUUGGAAAGCUUCAGCCAUGGGAAAGAAUGUUUCCAAUGCAAAGACAUUUCUGGAGAAGAGGUAUACUGAGGAGAUGGAACUUGACGAUGCUGUUCAUACAGCGAUUCUGACAUUGAAGGAGGGAUUCGAAGGACAAAUUUCUGGCAAAAAUAUCGAGAUUGGCAUGAUUGGCAACGACAGAAUAUUCAAGGUUUUGAGCCCAUCUGAAGUGGAGGAUUACUUGCAAGAGGCGGAAUAGUCGACUUCUAGCUUCACUCUUCCAACUAUUAUUAUGUGUUGCCUUUUGCUCCUGGCUAGAUAACUUCACCUCUCUUUCUCCAGUAUUGUAUUUCAAUCAAAGAUUUUAGAUUUGUGCCAACUGAAAUUUGUAUCGACUUCUGAUUUCGAUUACUUUUUUAGCUCUA